GCCGUUGUGUGAUGUUUCAAAGAAAUGUCAUUUUCUACCGAACGAGAAAAAGUAAAGACAAAAGCCUGUGUAGAUCUUUUAAUGGUCAUGUGACCUAUCGAAUUACGUAAGCUUUAUUAAUUCAUUUGUCAUCUACCCAAACGGAGUUGAUAGGUCCGCAACCGGUAGAUGUCACAAUUUCACCUCUCCGUAGAAAAUGGGGAGACGAAGCGAUCCGAUGAUAAGUGAACAACUUCAAAGCACCAUUUUCUGAUAUAGUUUUUCAUGGGGAAUCCAAAGAAAAAAACAUUUCUUCCUUUACACAGGCUUUUGUCUUUACUUUUUCUCGUUCGGGCCUGAUAGAGCGUAUAGCCUGAUCGAGCAAAGAAUUCUGAGCUAAAUCAGACAUCUACCAGCAUUCUGUAGUUCUUUUUUGACGUAAAUGCAGUUGAUCUACGACUCGAUCUGGAUGUAAUACUAAAAAAUUACUUUACGACUAGCCACAAAGGGCGUGAAAGUUACCAAAAUAUUCCGGUGUAAAAGUACUAUAGAAUGCUGGAAGAUGUCUUAUUUAGCUCAGAAUUCUUCGCUCUAUCAUGCUAUAUGGUUUGUAACAUUUUCUGACCAAAAACUAAGGACUUUGUUUUCCAGCUGUCAGGUUUUCUAGAAACUCUAUUACCAACUUUUCUCAUAAAAGGGACGAUAUGCGCCUCAUCUGAUAGAAAAAUCUUCGGGCUAUUCAAAACAUUAUUCAGAUUAGUUCCAGCUUUUACUAAAAUAAAAAUUUUGAUCCUCUUUUGAAUUACGGGCGCCUUAUGUACGCAUUUAAUAGUUGUCCUUUUUCAGUUGAAAAGGUUUUUUCCAUUUUUGCGAUAGUGAGAGGAACUGCCUUUAUCUCUUUCGCUACCAAGCCACUUGCUUAUUUGAAAACUGAAUUCUGUUUUCUUUUCUAGUGGGACUAUGGCCAUCAUUGGGGUGGCCAUCACGGGGAUGGGCAUCAUUGGGGUGGCAGCGGUUUUCAAGGCGGUCACCACGGAGGCGGCGGCCACCAUGGAGGCGGCGGCCACCAUGGAGGCGGCGGCCAUCACGGAGGCGGCGGUCAUCACGGAGGCGGCGGUCAUCACGGAGGUGGUGGGCAUCACAGAAGCGCUGGACAUGGCAGGCGAAGUUAA
Messenger RNA from Didymodactylos carnosus, 1151 nucleotides. The record is from the annotation of a GenBank genome assembly. Lineage: Eukaryota; Metazoa; Rotifera; Eurotatoria; Philodinida; Philodinidae.